This is a messenger RNA of Kazachstania africana CBS 2517, 837 nucleotides long. It is a transcript of the gene YJU2, whose product is annotated as mRNA splicing protein YJU2. Gene Ontology annotation, biological process: mRNA splicing, via spliceosome. Lineage: Eukaryota; Fungi; Ascomycota; Saccharomycetes; Saccharomycetales; Saccharomycetaceae. Bases 1 to 837 code for a protein of 278 amino acids. The transcript has a single exon. Gene Ontology annotation, cellular component: U2-type catalytic step 1 spliceosome. The record is from RefSeq and is a predicted model, not a curated record.
AUGUCAGAAAGAAAAGCUCUUAACAAAUACUAUCCCCCCGAUUAUGAUCCUAUAGCUGCCGAAAAGGCAGCUCGGAAGAUGUCUAAGAGUUUGAAGAACAUUAAGAAGGAUUCUGUAACAAUUAGAUUGAUGACCCCAUUUAGUAUGACAUGUUCUGUUUGUUCAGAGUUUAUCUCGAAAAGUCGUAAGUUCAAUGGUAAAAAAGAAUUACUACCAAAUAAAUAUUUGGAAAAGAUAAAGGUUUACAAAUUUACAAUUAGAUGUCCAAGGUGCACCAAUAGUAUUUCUUUUAGAACUGAUCCUAAAAGUGCAGACUAUGUUAUGGAAUCAGGUGGGAUAAGAAGUUACGUGAAAAGAAAGGAGGAGGAGUUUAAAAGUAAAGAAGAAAGUGUAGAUGAAACACUUGAACGACUGGCUAAGAGAAACGAAGAGGAAGAGGAGAACACUUCAGAAAAGAACACUGGAGAUGAUAAAAUGGAGGUAUUGGAACAGAGACUAGCAAAACUACAGAAAACACAGGAGGAUGAGGCUGAAAUAGAAAAUUUGAGGAAGGCUAAUUAUCAGAGAAUGCAAAGAGCUAGCGACAUGUUACAGGAUACAGAUAAUAGGCUAGAUACGGAUUCAGAUGAAUUAGAUAUAAUUUCUAGGAAUGCGUUCAAAAAUUUUGCGAAUUCAAAUUUCAAUGCUCCAGCUAAUAUAGCAUCUUCAAGUACAAAAGCUCAGGAUUCCGGCAAAAUAGACGUCAAAGAACUUGUUCAAAGAAGAAACAAAAUAAAGCUAAAGAAGCAUGGGACUAAUAAAAAAAAUGCACUUGGAAUAGUUGGUAAAAAAAGAUGA